Molecule: messenger RNA, 5684 nt
Organism: Diceros bicornis minor
Lineage: Eukaryota; Metazoa; Chordata; Mammalia; Perissodactyla; Rhinocerotidae
Gene: CLEC17A
Product: C-type lectin domain containing 17A
Exons: 11
Coding region: 1561-2700 (379 amino acids)
Molecular function (GO): signaling receptor activity
Source: RefSeq, a predicted model, not a curated record
GCUAUAAGAGAGUAACCAAGGCCCAGAUUCAAGGGGAGGAGGAGUUGUCUCUACUUCUUGCUGCAGUGGCAAGGUCACAUUGCAUAAAACCAGGUAGGACAUAAGAUAUUAUUGCACCAUCAUUUGAAAAUUCAAUUUGCCGUAACCAUGGAAUGAGAGAGAAGAGAGGAGUCAUGGAUGAUUCUAGGGCUGUUGGCCCCAAAGGGUGAUGUGGUCCCUUUGAGAAACAUAGGCAGGCUGCCCUCUUGGGUAGGGUUCUCCCAGUGGCUUCAGUCUGGCUGUCCACAGCCUUCACCUGGCUCACAGGAAGCUCGCACAUCUUGCUGUACAAAGAUGCAGCCCUUCUUGCUACGUCCAUCCUUUUGCUUCAUGCUGCUUUGGGUGGGACCAAAACCUCAUUCCUCGGUUUCCCCAUGGGGUGGGCACACCUCUCCCUCUCUCUUUAACUUUCACUGUUUAAAAACCUUGUAGUCAAUGUCAAGCUCAGAGUGAAGGACCUUCCUUUGCAAGUUCAGUCUAUAUGACUGUGGUAGCCAGUCUUCAAGACAGCCGCCCACGUCUUGAUAUUCACAUCGUCUUGUAGUCUCCUCCCACAAGGACUCAGAUCUCAUCCAUGUGAUGAAUAAAGUGUAGCAGAGACCACGGUUUGUGACUUGUGAGGUUAGAUCACAACAGGCACUGUGGCUUCUGCCUUGGCCUCUGCCGUGUUGGGAGGACACUCAACUAUCCCUUUGGAGAGGCUCACGUGGCAAGGAACUGAGGCCUCCCACCAACAGCUGUGUGAGGGCUCCAUCUUGGUUGCAGAUCCUCCAGCCCCAGUCCAGCCUUCAGAUGACUGUGGCCCCAGGCAGCAUCUUGACUGCAACCAUGUGAGAGAAUCCAAGCCAGAACCACCCAGCUAAGCUGCUCUCGAAUUCCUGAACCACAGGAACUGUGAGAUAAUAAGUGCUUCUUAUUGUUUUGAAUCAUUAAAUUUUGGGAUAAUUUGGAUGCAGCUAUAGAUAACUGAACCAAUGUCCUAGCACUUCACUGUGGAAUGUGGGAGUACUUAGCAUCUAUCACUUUAACAUCUUGUUACAAGGGUCACCACCUCCAGGAAGCCUUCCCCGAUCACCUAUCUACACUAGCCCUCAUCCUAUCCCAUUACCUUGUUUUAUUUUUUUUUAAAUAAUACUUAGUCGCAAUAUAAGAAAUAAAAUAAAAAAACAAACUAUAGUGUUUAUUUCUAUAUUUCUUUACUGGUUUGUUGUCUCUCCUGUGUCAAUGGAAAGUUCCAUGAAGGAAGGAGCUUGUCCAUCUUUCCACCCAGGGCUUGGUGCCCUAUAGGAACUCAACGCAGGGGCUGUUGUCAUUCUUACUUCUACGCAUGAAUCCAAACUGGGGAGAAAGACAACUGUGUGUGUGUGGUCUGGGGGGUUCCCCUCAAGAUGCAUUUGCAUGUUCUUGACUUUUAAAGAAAAAGAGAACUGAGAGAGCCCCAGACACGUGAGUAAGAGGGACAAGGAGCAGAAGCUGUCAGGUUCUGGCCACUCUUUCUCAGCUCCUGUGUAAGCUGCAGCCAUGCCCACCCACUAUACUAACUCUGUGUGUCGGGACCUGCCAGGGAACAGAGAGGAGGAGGAGGAGGAUGAUGACGAUUACGAGAACAUGGCGCCAUCCUACAAGGACCUUCCUCCUAAGCCAGCUUCGAUGGCUCCACCGAGACCUCCAAGGGCAGGAAAGAAAACAGAGAACCCCCCACGUCCCUGCAAACCCCCAAAGGUCACAGGCCUGGACCUCACCCCUGUCACCUUCACGUCCCCUCAACUGGGCAGUGAUCUGGAGCAUCCUCCAUUCCAGCCAUCCCUAGCCAUCUCUCUGUCCCCAGCCCCAGCCACAGCAACUCCCGUACCUUGGCUCAGUCAGAAGUCCGGGGGUCCCGGGUGCCACCAGGAGGAGAGACUGAUGGUGUACCUGUGUCUGCUGGUGGUGGUGUCGCUGCUCCUGGGCUGCACUGGGCUGGCUGUGACCUUGAUUAAGUACCAGGAGAUGGUGGAAGAACUGAGGAUGUUAACCUUUCAGCAGAUGGCCUGGCGAGCAAAUGUGACUGGAAUGGCGGGGCUAGCUGGCCUGAAGAAGGACAUUGACCACAUAAGAGCUAACACCAACCAGUCCCUGGCGGAGCUUCGGGGCUUAUUAGACUGCAGCAGGGUCACCUGUCCUGAGGGCUGGCUCCCCUUCGAGGGCAAGUGUUACUACUUCUCUCCGAGCACCAAGCCAUGGGAUGAAGCCCGGACGUUCUGCCAGGAGAAUUACUCUCACUUGGUCAUCAUCAGUAGCUUUGCUGAGCAGAACUUUGUCACCAAGGCUCAUGGCUCUCCGCGGGUGUAUUGGCUGGGGCUGAAUGACAGGGACCGUGAAGGGGACUGGAGGUGGCUGGAUGGAUCGCCCGUCACUUUGAGGCAAGUAUCCAGGGCUCUUGGGGUCUCUGCUCCUUGUGUUCCUUAUGCAGCCCAAGCCAGCAGAUUCUCUGGAAUCCCCGGCUGGGCUGGACAGAGGAGGGACAAGGGUGAUUUUUUUCUAAUAGGGCUUCUGAUCCCUGUACCUUUAAUUCUUCUUCUAUUGCAACAUCUCUACCUUUUAGCACAACUGCUCAAAUACAUCAAGUCCCCAGGCCAAUGGUUGGGAAAAAAGGAAAUGAGAGGUGCCUACAGGGUGUGAGGAAGAGGAAGAUUGGUUUGCCAAAAGGAUGAGCAGGAUCUCAUUUUUUUUUCACUCUACGUAUAUUAGCUCGUUUACUUAAUCUUCUUAAUAAUCCCAUAAGGAAAAUACUAUUAUAAUCUCCAUUUCAAAGAUGAGGAAACUGAGGCACAGAGAUGUUAAGUGACCUGCCCAAGCUCAGACAGCAAGCAGGUGGCCGUACCAACCAACCUAGCUCCAAAGUCUGCACUCUUAGCCAUUAUGUUUACUUCCUCAAGGAGUGUAUGUGUCGUAUUUUAAAUAAAUAUUAACAAAUUGUCCCUCAUACUGGUUAUACCAAUUUAUUCUCUCACCAGCUUGACUAUGCUUUUUUUGCACGCACGUUCAUCAAACUUUUGGAAUUUUGUUGGUUUAAUUAUAGGUGAAAAAUAGAAUCCCAACGUAGUAUUAAUUUGUGUGUUUCUUAUAAUGACUGAGAUUGGGUAUCUUUUUGUAUGUUUAAUAGCCAUAGGUAUUAACUUUUCUGUGAAUAACCCGAUUCAUAUUGUUUGUCUCUUUUUAUAUUGGGAUUUUGGUCCUUUUUCUUAUUGAUUUCUAGGAGCUCUUUAUAUGUUAGAGACAUUAGUGUUUUGUUCUAGGAUCUCAUUUUGUAUUAAAGAUUCCUGGAAGGAAGCGCAGCUCUGUAAAUAGAGAUGGCAUGGCAUGGGUAGCACUGCAGGUACCCAGUUUAGAUCCCUUCAUGGGGCUGGUGCAGCUAUCUUCCAGCAGGGGGCAUUGGCUGCUAAAAGGUCACAGUUACGGUUUCUCCAGAGAGUUGUCCUCAGCUGAAUGGAAGCCGGCUCACCUAGGAGGUUACCCUACUCCCACUGGGGUCAGCUCACAGCCGACGACUGGCCAAGAGAAGCCUGGACCCAUUGUCUCAAGUUGGGAUGGCUCUAUGGUGCUAUUCACACUCCAGAGCUCCUGGUGGGGUCAGGCUGAGGCUGGACCCAACUGAAGCCACGUCCCGGUCACCUCCAUCCUCUGGUCCAUGCUGCUUCUCUCACUCCCUCUCUCCUGAGAGCAUCCCUGAAUACACCCUGUGCACCUGAACUGCUGGGCCAGGCUCUGCGUUAAGGGGAGCUGAUCUAAGACGUUACAAUCGCUGGAAGGUUGGGAGGAUUAGGGGUGCAAAGGAAGGAUUCUUUGGAAGAGGAGGCAGGAACUGACCAGAUGCAGGAAACUGGUUCAGGAGUGGGGAGACUGUCAGGGAAGUGGGCUCAAUUAGGACAGACAAGGAGGGGUGAAGGGAGUGAGGCAGCAUCCUCAGGUAAUUCUGACAGGCUGAGGAAAUGAUUCAAAUGAAAGAAAACGCCCUGAAACAUGAAGGCCUUUCUUUUUCCCCUGACAUUCUUUCUAAAAAAUUUAAUAGACUUUAUUUUUUUUAGAGCAGUUUUAGGUUUACAGGAAAAUUGAGCAGAAGGGACAAAGAUUUCCUGUGUAUAUACUCCUUCUCUCCCACACACGGUUUCGUCUGUUACAAUCGGGCACUAGUGUGGUGCAUUUGUUACAACUGAUGAACCAGUAUGGACACAUUGUUACUAACUAAAGUCCAUAGUUCAUAUUAGGGUUAACUCUUUGUGUUGUACAUUCUCUGGGCUUUGACAAACACAGAACAGUAGUUUCAUGGCCCUGAGAAUCCCCAGUGCUCCACCUCUUCAUCCCUCCCCACCCACUUUCCCCAUCCAGCUUCUGGGACCCGGAGGAGCCUAACAACAUGCAUGACGAGGACUGUGCCAGCAUGAACAAAGGGGGCACCUGGAAUGACCUCUCCUGCGACAAAACCACGUACUGGAUCUGUGAGCGGAAGUGUUCCUGUUGAAGCCCAGGCUGAGGCUGGGUGGGGUCCGCACCUGAGUGCCCCUUGGCUCUUGAGAGGAGGACCACCUGCUCUUCAUGAACGGCUCUGCCUUCCAUGAACCAACAUGGACGCGCCCCAGUGGAACCAGCAGCCUGGAUGCAGCAAGUUCCCUGGUGCAAGUCAGACCAUUUCCAGGGCAAGGACGUGGAGGUUUGUUCAGUUGGAUGGUGUCGUGGUCCGUUCAGGCUGCUAUAACAGAACCAUAGACUGGGGGACAACAGACAGGUGUUGCUCACAGUUCUGGAGGCUGGAAGUCCAAGAUCAAGGUGCAGGGAGAUUCCAUGUCUGGUGAGGGCCCUUCCUGGUUCAUUGACACAUCUUCUCUCUGUAUCCUCACAUGGCGGAAGGGGUGAGGGAGCUCUCUGGGGUUUCCUUCAAAAUUCCAAAAUAGCUGUAUUGAAAGCUAAUAAAAAUUAAGUUAUAAGAGGUAUCCCAAAGAAAAGUCUAUUACGUUCUGGCUUUACAGACAUCAAUAUAAUCUACCUUCGAAGGAGAACCCAAUAUGAGCCCCUCCCAGAGUUAGUGAGAUUCUGAGAUUUUCUGGGAAACUGUUACGUUAUUCCCUUAAACAGUUAAGGGGAAACUAAAAUUAAAAAUUAAUGGAAUUGUUUAAUACUGCCAGAAAUACAGUUUGGGUCCAACUAUUCUUUUAUAAAUUAGUGAGUUUUGUAUUGUACCUGAUUCAUAGCAAAAAUUUAAUGAAAACUAUUUAAGGUCUCUGCUUGCAUCUGUCUAUGUACCUAUGUAUGUUAUAUAUAUGAUGUUUUUCUACCUCUGGGUGGUAUAAUUUCUAAAGGAGCUCUAUUUAAUUGGCUUAAAGUAAGCUUAUAUAAAUUAUUUCUAAAUGUAAUAGAAACUAAUCCAAAUGUCUUUCAAGUUAACAUGAUAUAAAAUAAUCUUUGGUAAAUGAAAGCUUAUUUAAGUUUGUUGGUUUUAUUGAAAUAAACAUGUUUUCAGAGUUAUCAGCGUUGGAUAUGAUACACACAUGUUAUCUCUGUUACAAAACUUGUCAGCAAAAAAUAAUGACAGAAUAAUAACUGAUUUUGUCUAAUGUCUCAUGAAAUUUUUGUAGGAAAUCUAAAUAUAAUUACUGGAAACAAAAUAA